This is a messenger RNA of Neltuma alba, 1907 nucleotides long. Its product is annotated as protein GRAVITROPIC IN THE LIGHT 1. The coding region runs from base 229 to 1623 and encodes 464 amino acids. The transcript has a single exon. NCBI's taxonomy places the organism in Eukaryota, Viridiplantae, Streptophyta, Magnoliopsida, Fabales, Fabaceae. Gene Ontology annotation, biological process: negative gravitropism; response to red or far red light. The record is from RefSeq and is a predicted model, not a curated record.
CUUUCUGGUUAUAAUAAUAAUAAGAAUAAAAAAUAUAACACGAGUUCUAUGUCAGGCUCCACUCAUUUCCCCCCAGUCUAACAGUCAAAAGAUUUUCUGCCCGCUUUUCCAACCAAAUUUUCUUUCUUUGCUUCCAAAACAUUUUCUCUCCCUUUCUUGCCUCUCAGGGACUACUACCGCAGAUCUUCUUAAAGUCUUUUAUGCUUCCAACAAAUCGUUUUCCCUGACAUGGAAACUGUAAGGCCCAAAUCAUCGAUCAACGAGAGGAGCAAGAAGUUUGCCAAGACGUUUCAGAAGGUCAUCGGCCUUCGAACAGCCACGAAAAUUGCAGCAAACAAUGGCAUUUGCUUGCUGGCCACGCAGGCGAGGUUCAAGGAAGAUGAUUUCACAUGUCAGAAUCAGAAGAAGAACGAAGAUAAUAACAGAGCUCGAAACAGAGCAGUUAUGGAGGCUCUUAUUGCUAGGCUCUUCGCUGGUGUUACUGCUAUAAAAGCAGCCUACGCAGAGCUCCAAAUGGCUCAGGAUCCUUACAAUAACGAUGCCAUUCAAGCGGCUGAUCAAGCGAUUGUGGACGAGUUAAGAGCUAUCUCAGAAUUGAAACGUGCUUUCCUGAAGAAAGAGCUUGAUCUUUCACCCCAAGUGACUCUGAUGCUUGCAGAGAUUCAAGAACAGCAGAGCAUUAUGAAGACUUAUGAGAUCACCAUCAAGAAGCUCGAAGCAGAAGCCGACCAUAAAGAACUAGACAUUGCUUCGCUUAAAAACCAGCUCCAGGAGCGUCUUGCCUUUAAUAAAUCACUUGAGAAGAAGCUAAACUCAAGUGGGGCUUUGUCCAUGUUCGAAAAUCUUCGGUUCUCAGCUUUGAAUCCCACCCAUUUCAUUCAGUUUCUUCACCAUACUAUAAGAUCGGUAAGAAGCUUCGCGAAACUCAUGAUCAAAGAAAUGGAAUCUGCUCAUUGGGAUCUUGAAGCGGCUAUUAAAUUCAUCCACCCAGAUGCAGUUUUUGCCAAGCCCAGUCACAAAAGCUUCGCUUUCGAAUCCUUCGUCUGCAUAACGAUGUUUGAAGGCUUUAACUACCCGAACUUCAUAGUCCCAAGUGAACCAUUUGUAAACAAUCAGCCACACCGCCAUAGCCCGAAGCUCUACUUCGAAAAAUUCAGAAAGCUCAAGUCUUUGAAUCCAAAACAAUGCAUAACCCAAAACCCAAGUUCAUCCUUCGCCAAAUUCUUAAAGUUUAAGUAUCUUCAACUUGUUCAUGCCAAAAUGGAGUGCUCUCUGUUCAGGAACCUGAACCAGAGGAAGCUGGUGAACUCGGGGGGAUUUCCAGAUUCUGCUUUCUUCGUGGCAUUUGCGGAGAUGGCUAAGCGCGUGUGGGAAUUACACUCUUUGGCAUACUCAUUCGAUGAAGAAGUCACAGUUUUUCAGGUCAAGAGGAACACUCGAUUCUCUGAGGUGUAUAUGGCAUGCGUCGCAGAAGAUUCAGUGUUCCCGUCGGCGGAGGCCUCCACCGCAGAUGAAGUCGAUCUUCGAGUCGGUUUCACGGUGGUUCCCGGUUUCAAGAUCGGGAAAACGGUGAUACAGAGUCGGGUGUAUCUGUCUCCGGUGGUUUCUGCGGCUAGUAGCUGAGACAUAUUUUGAUUGAAGUCGGAUUGUACAUUUGGUCUGAAGACGCGCCAAUUCACACGGUCCGGCAUUCAUAUUCACAUUCACAUUAGAGUAAUACACAUAUGAAACAUAUAUACACCGUUUACAAUUGUCUUUUGCCCUCUUUUAAAUUGUCGUUAGAGUAAUAUCAACUGUAAAUUGUCAUGUACUAUAAUGGAGGUAUUGUUGCGUCUCCGAGGAACAAGGUCUUUCAGUUAGAUGGACAUUGGAUAUAUGAUUAUAAUAAAUGCUGGUUUACAACUUUA